This is a messenger RNA of Musa acuminata subsp. malaccensis (wild Malaysian banana), 2591 nucleotides long. RefSeq names its product DNA mismatch repair protein MSH4. Lineage: Eukaryota; Viridiplantae; Streptophyta; Magnoliopsida; Zingiberales; Musaceae. Gene Ontology annotation, molecular function: ATP-dependent DNA damage sensor activity; mismatched DNA binding; ATP binding. Gene Ontology annotation, cellular component: nucleus. The record is from RefSeq and is a predicted model, not a curated record. Gene Ontology annotation, biological process: reciprocal meiotic recombination; mismatch repair.
AUGGAAGAGGAGGGAGGGCAACGAUCAAGCUUUGCCGUAGGGUUGAUAGGGAACCGAGCGAAGGAGGUUGGUGUUGCAGCUUUUGACUUGAGAUCAGCCUCAUUACAUCUUUCUCAAUACAUUGAAACUAGUCGUUCAUACCAGAACACAAAGACAUUGCUGCAUUUCUAUGAUCCGAUGGUUAUAAUUGUACCACCGACCAAACUGUCUGCAGAUCAUAUGGUGGGAGUCACAGAGCUGGUAGAUAAAUAUUAUGCAUCCAACAAAAAGGUCACACUACCUCGUGGUUGCUUCGAUGAUACUAAGGGGGCUGUGCUUGUUAAAAGUUUGGCAGCUAAGGAGCUAUCUGUCCUUGGUUUGGGUACUUUCCAUAAGCAAUACUAUCUAUGCCUGGCUGCUGCUGCUGCCACAAUCAAGUGGAUUGAAGCAGAGAAAGGUGUAAUUGUUAUAAACCGCUCAUUAUUGGUUACCUUCAAUGGUUCAUUUGACCACAUGAACAUCGAUGCUACUAGUGUCCAAAAUUUGGAAAUUAUUGACCCGUUACAUUCUGAAUUAUGGAGCACCAGCAACAAGAAGAGAAGCCUAUUUCAAAUGCUGAAAACAACGAAGACUGUAGGAGGGGCUAGAUUACUUCGCGCAAACUUGUUGCAACCUCUAAAAGAUAUUGAAACUAUCAAUGCUCGAUUAGAUUGCUUGGAUGAGUUAAUGAGCAAUGAGGAGUUAUUUUUUGGUCUGUCACAGAGUCUUCGCAAAUUUCCAAAAGAAACUGAUAAAGUUCUCUGUCGCUUCUGCUUUAAACCUAAGAAGGUCACAGAGGAAGUUUUGAGGCCUGCAAAUGGUAGGAAGAUUCAGAUACUGAUAUCAGACAUCAUAGUUCUCAAAACUGCUUUGGAUGCACUCCCUUUCCUUUGUAAGGUGCUUAAAGAUGCGAAAAGUUUGCUUCUUCAUAAUAUUUACAGGACUGUUUGUGAAAAUAAAAAUUAUGAAGGAAUGAGAAAGAGAAUUGGGGAUGUCAUUGAUGAGGAUGUAGCACAUGCGAGGGCUCCUUUUAUUGCUUGCACACAACAAUGUUUUGCUAUUAAAUCUGGAAUUGAUGGACUUCUAGAUGUUGCACGACGCUCUUUUUGUGAUACUAGUGAAGCUAUUCAUAAUCUUGCAAACAAAUAUCGGGAGAAAUUUAAGCUACCAAAUUUGAAGAUCCCUUAUAACAAUAGGCAAGGAUUUUACUUUAGUAUUCCACAAAAGGACAUCAGCGGAAAGCUUCCUGACAAAUUUAUUCAGGUCAUGAAACAUGGAAAAAACAUACACUGCUCCAGUUUUGAACUUGCUUCUCUUAAUGUUAGAAACAAGUCUGCUGCUGUUGAAUGUUUCAUGCGUACAGAGAUCUUCUUAGAAGGGCUAAUUGAUGUCAUAAGGAAUGAUAUCUCCAUACUAACAUUGCUUGCAGAGGUCUUGAACCUUCUAGAUAUGAUUGUGAACUCAUUUGCACAUGUAAUAUCUACCAAACCUGUUGACCGCUAUACAAGACCAGAAUUCACAGAUAAUGGUCCUGUGGCUAUUGAUGCUGGAAGGCAUCCUAUACUAGAAAGCUUGCACAGUGAUUUUGUUCCUAACAAUCUUUUCCUUUCUGAAGCAUCUAAUAUGGUUAUUGUCACAGGACCAAACAUGAGUGGUAAAAGCACUUAUCUUCAACAAGUUUGUCUUAUCAUCAUCCUCGCACAAAUUGGUUGCUAUGUUCCUGCUCGUUUUGCAUCACUACGUGUUGUCGACCGCAUAUUCACACGGAUAGGGACUGGGGACAAUGUUGAAAAUAACUCUAGCACGUUUAUGACUGAAAUGAAAGAGACAGCAUUCCUUAUGCAAAAUGUUUCUCCAAAAAGCCUGAUUGUUAUGGAUGAACUUGGAAGAGCUACUUCUUCUUCGGAUGGGUUUGCCAUUGCAUGGAGUUGUUGCGAGCAUCUGCUGUCUCUCAAUGCGUACACCAUAUUUGCUACACAUAUGGAAGGCCUGUCUGAAAUGGCAACCAUUUAUCCAAAUGUGAAGAUACUCCACUUUGAAGUGGACUUAAGGAACAACCGCUUAGAUUUUAAGUUCCAUCUCAAGGAUGGUCCACGCCAUGUGCCACAUUAUGGCCUUCUUUUGGCUGGAGUGGCUGGUCUACCAAGUUCUGUGGUUGAAACAGCGAGGAUCAUUACAGCAAAGAUUGCAGAAGAGGAUGUGAAGAGGAUGGAUAUAAACCGUGAGCAAUUUCAUUCAAUUCAAGUGGCAUACCAGGUUGUCCAAAAGCUUAUCUGCUUAAAAUACUCCAACCAAAGUGAGGAUUAUAUUCGACAAGCUCUGCAGAAUCUUAAGGAGAACUUCACGAACGAAAGGUCAAAUUGAUGUCGCAUAUAAAAGUUGUGUGAUACUAUCAGUACUUUGUUAUGUAGGUUUUACAAUUUCUUCCAUUUUAGUCAUUGGCUUUUAUAUCAGAAGAUGCUACUUUGCUUUUUUUUUAUUGGUAACUAGUAGUAGUCUCACAAAUAUGUGUUGUGUAUUUACCAUAAUCUGUUCAUCCUGGUGAGUGCAUUAAGUUGGGUACACUCUGUUCA